UUUCUCACUUCUCACAUGCAUACAUCUUACUCGCUGCCUGUAUAGAAGAACUGUUCUCGCCCGAAAAUGUCACCCUAUACGAAUCGCUCGCUAGCAACACUUCCGCCUAUCAGAAGAAUCUCACUGCGUCCGACAUUUGACGCAUUGCCCGCACAUAUCCCGACGAUCAGCAGUACUCCGAGGAACAACGCGACGUUCUUGUCAAGGCAACGCUCAGCAAUCAUCCAAAUGCCGUCCGCCCAUUCAAGGACUUCGCCUUCUGCGAGGUGAUUGGCGAUCUCCUCGAGCAGCCGAUCUGGUGCCAAUUGACGCACCUUAACAUCAUCCAACAGCUUUGGAAUACGGAAUGGAAAGACGUCCUCAAUCGCUCCAUCGUCUACCAGCACAGAUUGCUGUCCGACAGGAAGCUCACCGAGUUCGUCACUGAUCAGUCCACCGGUGCCAUCAUGCGAUACCCCGAGAUCCUCGACAACCGAUUCACGAAGACGUGCACUGAGGCCUGGAAUAAUUUCCUCGAGCGCGUCGUGGAGUGGAACGACAACAAGCGUCGUGGCGAGGAACCUGUGUACAAGACCAUACUCUUGGAUCGCCUCGACGACUUCUACAACCCUCCUGACGACCAAUUGGGACGGUCAAAGCUCCCGACUGAGCAUCUGCGCUUUGCUACGCCGUUCAUGGCCAAGAUCUGCAACUUCUUCGAUACGUUCUCAGCGCUCAUCAUCAUCACUCCGAAGAUGGUCCCAAAACUUCUCAAGUUCUUCAACUCCACCUAAGAUGCAGCGAAAGAGCUUGGGCGAUGGGCUCUCGUCAACUAUCGCAAGGUCUCCGUCGGCAGUGGUACGCAGGAGGUGUCUCGUGCGCCGUCCUGCUUCGAGCUGUGGGCGAAUUUGAGAGCCCUGCGGGUUGGGGAUACAGUUGUGAGGCAUGAUGCGUACAAGGACCGUUUUGUGCAAGUUUUCUCGAUGGUUGUCGCCUACAAGGACCUCCUCCACAUGCGCCGCAUCCUCUAUUAUCUCUUCCACGUCCACUCCGUCCCAUUGUCCACGAAGGGCUUCACCUUGCUGACCCAGCAGCAAAUUCAAGACGAGUGCCUCCCCUAUGUUCGACGGCUUUGGCGCCAAGGAGAAGUGAUCUCGGACGACUCGGACAACGAGACGAGCCGCAGGAAGUCGAGGAGGAAGAAGAAGGCGAAGGCGGCACCUGUCAAGCCAGCUCGCUGGGACGAGCUAUACCCAAUGCUCGGGAUGGCUCGCUAUUACCACGGCAAGGACUGGCUCACUGACGAUGUCGAGGGCCAGGCCAUCAAGAUCCAGCGCCUGGUCUUCCAGUGCUUCAACGAGGCUGGCAUCGCAAAGUCGUACUUCUCCGAGCUGAUGCGCGACCGGACUUGGUACAAGCCCGCCUUCACUUCCAGGCGUACAUCUUGUCAUCCGACAUCAGAGAUGGCAUCCUCGAGGAAGGCACCGUUGGCGCAUCUUUCGAGGUUGGGUGGCAGCUGGGCGACUUGACUGAAGAGGAUGAGCUGGUCGUGUCGGCGGACUGGAUAGAGGAGGAGGACGAUGCUCGUAUUGAUCUUGGGAGCGAGGAUGAGGGCAAGGGCGUUGUCCAGGAAGAGGACUUCGACUGCCCCAGGAGCUCGAAGAACACGGACAGGAGUUCCUAGACGGGCUCAUGGCCCGUCUCAAAGAGCACAUCAUCCCCUACCUAGAUGAACGGGAGCAGCAGGAUGGCUGGGACGUCUUCACGCCGGCUGCCAAGAAGAACACGAGCAUCUCCAUGCGCGCCGUCUGGGCCAGGCAGCAAGAAGAUCUCGUUGCAGCCGGGGCAGAAGGCGAGAAUCCUCCCCCAGCCGUCGCGGGUCCGUCUCGCCCGACUAGAAGUCCCGCGGUUGAGAGUCGCCCUGCUGAGCAGAGCAUGAAGCGAGGUUACACACGCUCCGCCAGCCGAUCUUCGAGGAGUUCAAGCACUACUGGCCAGCCCAAAGCGAAGCGUGGUGGCCGCAAGCCCCCCAGCCGCACUGUGACUAUUACCAUUGUUUAAGUGUGCGCAGCUGAGCUCUCAUGUGUUACCUCGCAGCUUUGCCUGCCUGCUCCCUUCCACUGCUGUAUGAACCGCUUGCAAUUCCAUUGCACAGCUCUGAUCCACCAUCUCGCUGUAUUGCUGCAUGCUGUCGUAGAUAUCCCUGCACCUAGUACCC
Molecule: messenger RNA, 2197 nt
Organism: Dacryopinax primogenitus
Lineage: Eukaryota; Fungi; Basidiomycota; Dacrymycetes; Dacrymycetales; Dacrymycetaceae
Exons: 6
Coding region: 963-1508 (181 amino acids)
Source: RefSeq, a predicted model, not a curated record